AGCUCGCUCUUGUUUGGUUCUCUGUUCAGUAUCCCGCGUUAAUCUUGUGUCAACUAAGGGCUGUCGUUUGCCUUCUUGAUGAUUUUGAGUCGAGACUCUGCUUGCUUUCCAAGUUCCUGUUUGUUUUUCUUUUUACAUGUCAGUCCUGAAUCCAGCUGGUGAGCCUCUUCCUGUCAGAAAUAAGCCCCCUUGUCCUAACAAUGUUGGUGCAGUUUGCACGUUCACAACUGCUAACGAGAUUUUCUCCCGUCCAAGGUGCACCUUCCUUCACGUCCAGGACUUCCUGGGAGAUACCUGCGAACUGGAUACACACAAAUUUGGAUUCUAAAAUGGUCCUUACGUUUGACGGUGUGAUUGAUGGAGAGGGGCCAAUUUCUGCUCAGUACCUUGAAGUGAAUUCCAGUACCCAGAAUUCCCAGAAGCAGUACCUGGAGCUCACCAAUGGAAUAUUCCUCAACGAGGUUAUGAGGGUCAUUGACCCAAAUCCGAAGGUGGAACGAAUAUAUUGGGAAGAGAGCAACGAUGAGGUUCUAAGGGUCCAAAACUUCUCUGUUCUGAACCGACACCUGCGGUCCUACUAUCAGGAGAACCUGCAGCAGUUAAUUUUGGUGCCCCUCCCAAAUGUUGCUGUAUUGGGAAGAGACCCCCUCACAGAGGCGGCUGUGGAGGAGCUCAGGAACUUGCUGCUGCUGCUGCUGGGCUGUGCCGUGCAGUGUGAGAGGAAGGAGGAGUUUAUACAGAAAAUACAGGGUCUCGACAUAAAGACUCAGGCCGCCAUCGCCUCCUGCAUUCAGGAGGUGACCCAGAAUCCGAGCAAUGUGCUGCCCCUCCAGUGGGGGGAGCUGUAUACCCUGGAGGCGAAUGAGCUGCAGAGUGUCUUCAGCUCCAUGGCUCAGCACAUCCAGAGCCUCCUGGCCCAGAGGGACACUCACCUUGAGCGGAUUGCGGAGCUUUGUCAGGAGCACGAUGCGGCCAGGGGAAACGCCCCAGCGAUGACCCCAAACAGCCACCCCGAUGACACGCCGCAGGGGCUAGCUGUGCAGCUGGCGGACAGUCGCGCCAAACUGCGCCGGCUGCGGCAGGACCUGGAGGACAAAGGAGAUCAGUUAUUGGACUACAAGCAGGAACUGCAGGCUAUGGAGGCGGAGCUUAAAAAACUGCGUCAGGAGAACCGCGCCCUUCAGGGAGAGCUGCGCGUAUCACGGGGUCUGCGCGACGAGCUCGACUGCCUGCGUGAGCGCGCAGCUAAGGCAGACCGGCUGCAGUCUGAGCUGCAGAACUGUGCCCACCGCCUGCGCAGUUUGGACCUGUACCGCACACAGCUGCAGGAGCAGCAGCAGUACUGCGCUACGCUUCAGGAGACGCGGGCCCUGCUGGAGGAGCAGCUGGGGGAGACUCGGGCUCGCUGCUCCAGCCUCCGUGAGCUGGAAAGGGACAAUCUGCUGCUGCGCCAGAGGCUCAUCGACCUUGAGGCAGAGAGGGACACGGAGCGGCACAGGGUGGAGGAGAUGCUGGAGAUCAACAUGAGCCUGGAAGCUGAGCUGAAGCACAGCCAGGGCCAGAGCCGCAGGGCAGAGCGCCCCCUUGUGGAGUCCGAUGAUGAGCUCGGGCACGAGAAUGAACCAGGGAUCCCUUCGGCUCUGGCUGGCUUGGACCUGAAGCCCCUCAGCGAGGAAGUGAGCGAGGCGUCGUCCUGGAGACUCUUGGGGGCCGAGCACGAGAACAUGGAACUGCGCAGGCGCCUGGAGCAGCUGCAGGCUGAGCGAGAGGCCUGUGCAGACUGGGCAGACCCUGCGCAGGUGUCUUCGACUGAUCUGCUGGAGGAGAAGGAGAAACUGAAGGGAGAGCUUCACAGAGAGACAGACAGACUGAUCACACUGGAGAGUAAACACCAGGACGUGGUGAAGGAGCUCCAGAACCUGAAGGAUGAAAAUGAACGCCUGAAAAUCAGGUUGGAGUCAAUGAGUGUGGAAAAGCAGGAUGAGAAAGGAGGAGGGCAAGGGAAAGCAGAGAAAGGGCUCCCCAGGGAGGUGGGAGAAGGAGGCCAGGAGAUGGAGGAGCUGGCAUUCAGGAAAGAGAAGCCAGGGAAGGAGCGAGAAACCGGAGGUGCAGCGGAGGGGGUGGGGAUGACACGUGAAGAUGGGGAAGGAGAGGAAGUGAUGAGUUUGAAAGAGAAAAGAGAAGAGGUGAAGAGGGCGAGAGAGAACCGGGGGGAGCUGCAGGAAAUCUCCAGAAAAAGAGAAGAUGGAGAAGGAGAGAAGGAGGUGGACAGAACAAACAGACUGACAGAAAAGAGAGAGGAGGACAGAGAGGGGGAGGUGCAAAGGACAAAAGAGAGCAAAGAAGGACGGAGGGAGGCUGGACGGCUCACGGAGCGAGAGAGGACGGAGGGCGAGGAGCAACAGGAGAUGCAGGCAGAAAGCGGGGAGGCCGAUGAGGAGCUCUCCUCCCUGGCCCUGCAGCUGCAGCUGGCACUCCAGGAGGUGGCGCAGCAGAGCCAGGAGGCCGAAAGGCAGGCCGGCUUGGUCCAGGAGCUGCGCGCCAAGCUGGCGGAGCAGAAUCGCAGGGCCGCCAGCGCCGAGCAGCGACUGAGCGUGCUGGAGGUAGAGGCGCAGCGGCUGAGGAAGACUGGCGAGGGCCUGGUCCAGGCCAGGAAGCAGAUCGAGGCCCUGCAGUCAGAGUCCGAGCAGGCCGAUGAGGAGCUGAUGCGCCUGCGGGCGCAGCUGGAGCUGCAGAGGCUGGAGGGGGCUGUGGCUGCGCAGCUGCAGGGGGAGCGAGCGCAGCUGGAGCGGGAGAGAGACAGCCUGCGCUCCACCAUCGACUCGCUCCGUGCCGCUGUCCGCAAGGGCGACCAGCUGGAACUGGCCAACCAGACGCUGAAGGCGGAGCUAGAGAGGCUGAGCCGCAGCUCAGAAGCAGCGCGGCGGCGGGAGGAGGAGCUGCAGGCGGAGCUGCGGGAGGCGGGCCUGGAGGCGGAGGCUCUGGGGCGCCGGCGAGAUGAGGCCACGCUGGAGGCCUCGCGACUGGAGCAGGAGAAGGAGGCGUGCCUGAGCCAGCUGGAUGCACAGCAGCGGGAGCAGAGGCAGCGGGAGCGGGAGCUGGGCCGCCUGAGGCAGCAGCUGGAGAGCACAGCCUCCGCCCUGGAGCACAGCAACCAGAGGGCCUGUGGCCUGGAAGCCGAGCACAGGCGAGUGUGUCAGGAGGUGUCUCAGCUGAAAGAGGACUGUGCUCAGCUCCGAGAGCUGGAGGAGGAGAGCAGGCAGCUGAACGCACAGGUCGCAGACAUCAGGACCCAACUGAGCACGGUGAGUCAGGAAUUGGCCAAAGAGAAGAUUCUGUCACAGGAACUGGCCAAUCAGCUAGCUAGUGAGAAGAUGCAAUCCCAGCAUAUUGUUUGUCAGCUGGCCAAUGAGAAGCUGAAAUCCCAGGAACUGGACAGUCAGUUGGCCAAUGAGAAGAUGCAGGUGAAGAAGCUGUCCAAUCAGCUGGCAGAGAUGCAUGAGAAGCAUGAGAGACUGGAGGCCCAGUGCAAGUUGUCAUCAUUCUCCGCUGAGGACACGGGUGUCCAGAAAGGAGGAUCUGGCGGUGACACCUCGCAGAUUUUGCCAGGAGCCGCUUCCACAGAAGCCCAUGACCAAGACACCAGAACAGAUGGGGAAACAGACCCGGAACGGGAACCUCAGAAACAGAGAGAAUGUGUGUCACUCCCUAAGGCUUUGCAGGCUGUUGAGCAUCAGCUGUCGGGGAGCCAAGACAAGGCCGCUGAUGUUCCUGUCACAACUGACACCCUAGAGACCAAGGAGCCGCUGGGCAAGCGAUUGAUCGAGGUGGAGAGGCAGAAUGCAGUCCUGCACACUGAGAAGGCCGUGCUGUUAUCCCAGCUGUCGCAGUCGCAGUCCACCUGUGCACAACUGCAGGAGCAGCUGGAUGCCGUGCGGCGACAGGCCAUCGUCCUGCAGGAGAACUGCACAAACCUGCAGGUUUUCAGCACGAAGCUGCAGACGGAGCAGGCGUCACUGAGCUCCCAGCAUGCAUCGCUCUGGUCCCGCUGCAGCGAGAGCGAGGCCCGUGUCGCCACCCUAGAGGCGGAGGCCAGGGUCUGGGCGAAGGACCGGGAGGAAGUGAUGCUGCGCGGCGAGGGCCUGAGGUGUGACCACGAGCGCCUGACCGCCCUGCAGCAGCGGCAGGAGGUUGAACUGGAGGUCCUGCUCUCCAAGCACAGCCAGCUGAAGGGCAGCAUGCGGAACCUUGAGGCUCAGCACCGGGAGCUGGAAGGACGGUACAAGGAGCUGCUGGACCGCAAGACCCUUCUGGAAGAGAGAGAGGAGGUCAUACGGGUGGAAAGAGAGAAGAUGGAAAAAGAGAGACAGGCGCAGGCCGAGAGGGUGAAAGAGGCAGAGAGGCUGAGAGAAGAGAAUGAGAGGCUACACAGCCAACAAAAGGAGUCUGGACAGGUGCAGUCAGAGCUGCUGUCCCAGGGCUCGGUCCUGCGGGGGGAGCUCAGUGCCGCGCAGCUGGAGCGGACCCGGCUGGAAGGAGAGCUCAGCCUGCUGAGGGAACAGAACCAGCAGCUGGACCUGGACAACACCCGCCUCACCAGCCAGUACCAGCUGCUGACCCAACUGAAGGGAAACCUGGAGGAAGAGACCCGGCAUCUGGUGGAGCAGAACCAGAGCCUGGCCCGAGAAAAUCGAGCGUUGCUGGAGCGGAGUCUGGAGAGCCGGGACCAGCACCACCAGCAGCAGAGGGAAUAUACCGACAAGUUGAACGAGUUGCGCCGAGAAAAACAAAAGCUGGUGGAGAAGAUAAUGGAUCAGUACCGAGUCCUGGAACCUUCUCUGCCGGUGCCCAACAAAGCCAAGAAGAGCAACUGGAUAGCAGACAGGAUGAAGAAGCUUAUUAAACCUCGUGCUGUGAAGGAGGUCAGAGAAGGCAGAGCUCAGUUCAUUGCUGCUGGGAGCAUGGAGAACCUGACCGAGAUCAGUGAAUGUUUACCAACUUCAGCCCAAGCGCCUGCUGUGGACCCCAUGAGUGCCCCUGGCUCCCCCAUGAUCCUGCGGGGGGCCCCUGGCGAGGCCGACGACCAGCCACGGGGAGUCGCUCGCUCAGCUCGCCGUAAGCUGGGCUCGCGGCACGGCUGGGGCCUGGGCCGGGGCGUCUCGCAGUCCUUCAGCCCCGGGGACCAGCACGUGGCCCUGCGUGAGCGCUUCCGCUCUCAGGGCACCGCUUCCAUCAUGUGGGAGGAGGGUGGCAGCUCAACACCCAGCCAGGAGAGCCUGAGCGAGGAGGGGAAAGGUGGGUCUGAGAUGUGCACUAUUAAACAUCAGCUCACCAACGCUAACCUUACAGGACACACUGAGAAAGUAGGCAUGGAGAACUUUGAACUCCUGAAGGUGCUUGGAACUGGAGCAUACGGGAAGGUGUUUCUGGUGAGGAAGAACAGCGGUCACGACAAAGGGAAGCUGUACGCCAUGAAGGUGCUGAAGAAGGCGGCCAUCAUCCAGAAGGCCAAGACGGCGGAGCACACGCGCACUGAGCGCCAGGUGCUGGAGCACAUCCGCCAGUCGCCCUUCCUGGUGACGCUGCACUAUGCCUUCCAGACGCAGGCCAAGCUGCACCUCAUCCUAGAUUAUGUCAGCGGUGGAGAGAUGUUCACCCACCUGUAUCAGCGGGACCAGUUCACGGAGGAUGAGGUGCGAAUCUACAUCGGGGAAAUCAUCUUGGCCCUAGAGCAUCUGCAUAAGCUUGGCAUCAUCUACAGAGACAUCAAACUGGAAAACAUCUUGCUGGACAGUGAGGGACAUGUGGUUCUGACUGACUUUGGCCUGAGCAAAGAGUUCCUGGGGGAGGAAAAGGAGCGCACGUACUCGUUCUGUGGAACUAUCGAGUACAUGGCCCCAGAGAUCAUCAGGGGGAAGACUGGGCACGGCAAGUCUGUGGACUGGUGGAGUUUGGGGAUACUUAUGUUCGAGUUCCUGACGGGAGCGUCACCGUUCACCUUGGAGGGGGAGAGGAAUUCCCAGUCUGAGGUGUCCAGGCGGAUUCUGCACUGCGAACCCCCGUUCCCUCCGGAGAUCAGCCCCCUUGCCCGGGACCUCCUGCGCAAGCUGCUGGUGAAGGACCCCCGUAAGAGGCUGGGCUCCGGGCCCCGGGGCGCCGAAGAGAUCAAGGGACACCCCUUUUUCAAGGGACUGAACUGGGCAGACCUGUCUGAGAAGAAGGUGGCCACGCCCUUCCGUCCCGAGCUGAGGAAUGAGCUCGACGUCGGCAACUUCGCCGAGGAAUUCACAGGCAUGGAGCCCAUCUACUCCCCAGCCAGCACCCCCCCGAGCACGGACAGGCUCUUCCAGGGAUACUCGUUCAUUGCUCCGUCUAUUCUGUUCAACCGCAACGCUGUGAUGGGGGACAUUCUGGAGGCCCAGACGAGCCCCGACCGGCCUGGUUCUGCCAGCGUGGAACGUAGUGCUACACUGAAGGAGUCCCAGUUCUUUCAGCAGUACGAGCUCUGCCUGCAGGAGGUGCCGUUGGGCGAAGGCAGCUUCUCUGUGUGCAGAAAAUGCCGACACAAGCAGACCGGGCAGGAAUACGCCGUUAAGAUAGUGAGCCGAAGGAUGGAGUCUAACACCCAGCGAGAGAUAGCAGCCCUGCGGCAGUGUGAGGGCCACCCCAACAUCGUCAAGCUGCAUGACGUCUUCCACGACCAGUACCACAUGUACUUGGUGAUGGAGUUGCUGCGGGGGGGCGAGCUGCUGGAGCGGAUUAAGAGGAAGAAGCUGUUUGGGGAGGGCGAGGCCAGCCAGCUGAUGCGGAACCUGGUGUCGGCCGUCAGCUUCAUGCAUGACGCUGGAGUCGUCCACCGCGACCUCAAGCCGGAGAACGUGCUGUUCGCGGACGAGGGCGAGGAUGCGGUCCUGAAGCUCAUCGACUUUGGCUUCGCGCGCCUCUGCCCGGCCGGCAGCGCCCCCCUGCAGACGCCCUGCUUUACGCUGCAGUACGCCGCCCCCGAGCUCUUCCACAGCACCGGCUACGACCAGGCCUGCGACCUCUGGAGCCUCGGGGUCAUCCUGUACACCAUGCUAUCUGGGCAGGUGCCCUUCCAGAGCGAGCUGAAAAGGAUGCCGCUGUCGCACGUCGCUGACAUCAUGCGCAAAAUAAAGGAGGGGGACUUCUCACUGGAGGGGGAGGCCUGGAGGAGAGUGUCCGAGGAGGCCAAAGAGCUGGUCAGAGGCCUGCUGACUGUGGACCCUGAAAAGCGACUGAAGCUCUCUGCCCUGCGGGAGAAUGAGUGGCUGCAGGGUGGGGGGGCGCUCUCCUCCACACCCCUGCGCACCCCCGACGUGCUGGAAUCCAGCGGCCCUACCGUCCGCACCUACGUCAACGCCACCUUCAAGGCCUUCAAUAAGGGCAAGCGUGAGGGCUUCUUCUUGAAGAGUGUGGACAACGCUCCCCUGGCCAAGCGCCGCAAGAUGAAGAUGACCAGCACGGGUGUGGAGACGCGACGCAGCUCCUCCUCGUCGUCCUCCUCCUCUUCGUCCUCCACUGCGGUUCCACAGGCCCCAACUGUGGGAACCAGCAAGACACGAGUGGCUCCCGCCGGCUCAGAGCCCACGGCCCAGAGCUAGGAGUAGGAACCUGCUGACAUCCCCCCACCCCAAAGGCUGUUCCAGGAUCAGCUCACCCAACCCAACACAUACAGAGUGAUUUUGUGCAGGAAUGGAGGAGCACUGAUCCUGGACCAGGGCCUGGUGGUGGCCACCCAGGGCAUGAACAAACUGGGCUGCUUUUCCCCAGGAUGAAACCAUAAAGAGGAUGGAGGAGCAGCCACUUGAAGACCCAGCAGAGAGACAGAGGGCUGCUGGAUUUUGUGGGGGGGGGGGGGGACUCAGUUCAGCACUUCCUGGCCGUCUGUCCCGUGCCCUCAGGGGUGACGAUCCUAGGGCCCACAGGCAGUACGGUUGUUUCAGAACCACAGAUCUUCAGGGCUGGGAGGGGGUUGUAUUUUACACACUGGUAGAUGGCGAAUAGGGGCACCUUGUUUUGUAGUGUCUCCCCCCCCCGCCCCCCCCCAGGAUGACGGAUUUGGUUCUCCCUCCUAUAUCAAUCUUGGAUUUUGACCCCCUACUCGCUUGUUUUGGUAUAAUGCCCCCCCUCCCCACCCCCAUCUCAUUUCACAGCCUCCAGUGCAGUCCUCAGCAGAGCAUGUUUACAAAGGUCUGAGUGACCCGUUUGUCUCGAAAUCGCCCAUUGCUGCCCAAACUUUGAGUCAGAGGGCGCCCCCCCAGAGCCCUGGUGACCGCAGGGCCGGGCCGGGGGUUCAGUCAGCAGACGACGGGUCUCCUAGGAAGGAGAGCUCCUCACGGACUCACAUGGUAGUCUCUCCGCAGCCUUGAGACUCUCUUCCAACCAAGAAACCAAAAUUUACUGUAUGAGUAUUGCAAGCACAGGGGAAAAAAAAGAAAGUAUUUUAGUCCUUACAAAUCAAGUAUUCAGAACAUGAAAAGUAUCCUUAUGGCACUAAAGUUGUCUUUUUGAAUAUAGAUGGAUUUUUAUAUACAAAUUUGAUACGUUCUUUGUUUUUUUUUCUUGAACCUCAUUUUGAGCCGACGGAUGGCUGUGAGCCAUCACUUUGAGCUGAUUGGAGUUCAGUCGUAGUGCUUAACUACUAAAGACCCAAGAAACCCAAGAACAAAAAAAGGAGAUGUGCCAGAAGAGUCAGGUCGCCCAUCCUGCGGGGUCAGGGGUCAGGGAAUGACCAAUGCACUGAUACACCAAUGCAUUUGAAAAACACUUUUCAUUCAUCUUUUGGUCUGAAAAACUGAUUUAUUCAUUCUUUAAAACUUGCAAUACAGCUUUAAUCGCUUAGAUGACUUUUUUUUUUACUUAUUGAUUUUGUUUUUCACUUUUUGUAUUUGUAUCUGUUUCGAUUACCCUGCCUGCCGGAGUAGUGGGUUACCCACCUGACUUUUCAGACGUGGUUGCUGAUCAUGUGACCUGCCCUGUAAGCAGGUUUUGGGGUGAACGUGGUGUCCAUCACUGUAGCCUUUGACACACAUUGCUCUCGCCACAAAGUACCACUGCAGCGGGAGGCCACCGCUUUGCAGUUUUCCUGUCAUGCUUUAUAUAACUGUUGUCGGUUUAUACAUGUGCAAAAAUCCUGCUCCAAUUGAAUGUAUCCAGUUUUAUUACAUUGCUUCUUUCAUUUGGUUGGAGUUACUGCUGUCGUCUUCAGCGAUUGUUUUUAAGUUUAAUUUUCAUUUUAAAUGGGCUUCUAAAUGUUUUAUAAUUUGCAGGAAAGGUAAACAAUGCUGAUUGUUUGCACAGCCAAAAAAAAGUUUGUGAAAAUGACAUGAUGAUGGAUUGAACUGAUAAAGAUGUUAAUGCGUUUGUUAUUUUGCAUAAAGAUGUUUUAAAAUCUGAACUAUUAUGUCAAGUUAAUUUUACCGGACUGAUGGUAUUUCUGUAUAAAGAAUUUUAACCAAAAAAGGGAAAAGAAAUGAAUAAACUUGGGAAUUUUUAUUUAAUAAAGUUCACUGAACCAUU
Messenger RNA from Paramormyrops kingsleyae, 9540 nucleotides. NCBI's taxonomy places the organism in Eukaryota, Metazoa, Chordata, Actinopteri, Osteoglossiformes, Mormyridae. The record is from RefSeq and is a predicted model, not a curated record.